Molecule: messenger RNA, 189 nt
Organism: Prunus armeniaca (apricot)
Lineage: Eukaryota; Viridiplantae; Streptophyta; Magnoliopsida; Rosales; Rosaceae
Source: the annotation of a GenBank genome assembly
AUGCGCUCAAGCAUGCGAAGAAAUCUCUUCAAGCUUCCCUUAUAUUAUAGAAAGCUACCAAUAUCCCUGCAACAACUGUACAAAAAGCUUCAACCGAUAGAAGGGCAUGGCGUCAUGGGAAAUCUUGGCCAGGUCUACAUUCGUGGUCAGAAACUCGCAGUAUUUGAGGAAAUCUUGGCCAUUUCAUAA